UCGGUGCGGUUAGACGUAUUACUCGAAUUAAAAUUUACCGCUCGACGAUCGUAGCCGGGCGAUGCUAAACAAUGAUAGAAUGUUUGUUCUAUUAUUUUCGUAAAUUACACUGUGUCUAGUGCGGUUUUUGGACGUAUGUGGUUGUGAAAAGGUGGUGGCCGCUCCGGCAAAGCCAUGGGCAAUUCCUGCAGCUCAGGCCAAGCUCAUAAGGACAAGGAUAGUGUCUCCCAGCAUUCCGAAGAGUACAAAUUGUCAACAGCCGAGGACAAAAGACCUAAUUGCUGCGCGCGCAGGUCACCGUCGUAUCGAGUCACGAAGCCGUCAAUCGACGCGAGCGCAGAACAGCCUGCGCUGGAGCUGCUGGAGCCGACGCCCUUGUUCAAAGACAAGAAACCGCAGCUCAAGGGACCGCGACCGCCUGUUGGAUCAAGUGUUUCUGAUUCCAUAUCCCUGUCGUCGCCAGUCGCCUGCGCGUCACCUCGCGAGGAUGUCGUGGGUCCGCCGAUACCGGCCAACGUGGCCGCGUUACCAGAGGAACACCGAUCAUAUCUCCUCGGCAGGUUGCCAGUACAGAGGACGAGGCGUCGUCGAGCAAUGGUCGUGUAUGUUUGUGCGGCGGAUUCACAGGAUUGCUGCGCAGAGAAGGGCGCGUUACACUGCGGUGUAGCGGCUCGGUUGCGCAUGCGCGCUCGUAAACGCGGCUGGCGUGUUCAUGUCGCUGACCUGCACUGGCGGUCACCACUCGAACAGCAACGUGACCACCGCUUCCCUGUGUUAUGUAUAGCGGAACUGGCUCGUCAAACAGAACUAGGCGCGGUUGUGCCCGUUCUGUUUCUGAACGCGAACCUCGGUACGCCGCUGCUCCCCCACACCCUGGAAUUCGCAGACUUCGAAGCCGCAUUGGAAGCUGCCGAAGAUGAGAAUGACAAGACAUUGCUGAACAAAUGGUACAGCCUGGACCUGAGCACGCGGCCGCCGUGCUACCGCUUGGUGCGCGGCGCGCCCGCCCGCUGGCGCCGCGAGAUGGCGCGCACGCUCAGCGUGCUCGUGCGCACGUUGCCGCAGGAGGCCUGCGACGCCUACCUCACUACCGUGCUGGAGCAGGAGGUGCAGCACACGGUGCUGAUGAGCUCGGAGAUGGCUCGUCGCUGCGUGUGGGUCUGUCGCGCGGUGUGCCCCGAACCACCCGAAGCAGAUGCCGACCACCAUCGUGAACUGCAAAGAAGACUCGCCAACCUCCAGAAGGACCUUAAGCUGCACCUGAGCGAGCGCAACAUAAUCCGCGGCAGCGUGCGCGCGCGCGGCGAGCGCGGCGCCGACGAGGAGCACGCGGCCGCCGUGCGCGCCGCGCUCGGCGAGCGCCUCGACGCGCUGUUCGACGCGCUCGUGGCCGACGCCGACUGCCCCGCCGGCUACUGCGGGAUACCUACUAGUUUGUUCGACGAGGUCAGUGAGCAUCUGUCAUUCUGCCAAAAAGUAACCCAGUGCACGUCAAACCGAGAGAUCACCUUGAAUGAACUUAAAACAUAUGUUCGUGGCGAAAGUUCCGUACCGCUUGCUCUGCUCGGUGGCGCGGGUUGUGGAAAAGCAACUCUAUUGGCUCGAGCGGCAACACUCGCGCCAUCAGUGUUGCCAGACGUGGCUCUAGUACUAAGGUUCGUAGGUCUGACGCCGCAGUCAAGCAGUUCUCACCAGCUUCUUAAGUCAAUUGUGGACCAACUUCACGUACUACACUCCGGCACCGUAUAUCGAGGACGUAAUGAGGCGACCACUCUAUCAUCAGCGCUGGCCAGACUCCUUGAAGCGUUGGGCCGUACACGCCCAGUACUCCUCUGUAUAGCGGGGGCAGACGCUCUAAGAGGGGCGCGCUGGCUGCCCUCCCGCCUACCUAAUAAUGUGAAGAUGAUUGUAACUGUUACUGAAGAAAAAGACGAACCAUCAAGCUCUGCAAUCAUGGCAGUUCUCUCAUCCGAAGACGGACCAAAAGUGGUCAGAGCUCCUCCAGUCGGCCCGGAAGAAGCUAAAGCAGUGCUGACCGCCUGCGCCGCCACCUACAGCAAGACGGGCGCCGCUUCACCACCGGAAACUGCGAUAAAAGCUGUACAGAAAUGUACUCUGCCGCUUUAUGCUAAAAUUUUAGCGUGGCAAAUAUCUUUGUCUGCGGAAACAUUUACAGAGCAAACCGAACCGGAGACUACACCCGAGUUGGUCAUUUGCGAAGAUCUCGAAGGUCAGCUGGAGCAGAUCUUAGUCACCACCGAGGGGGCACUCGGUGCCGAGAGAGUUAGGGCAUGUCUCUCCCUCCUGACAGCUUCCCGGCGAGGGCUGGACGACACCGAGAUACUGGACCUGCUGGCCCACGACGAGCUGUUCAGAAGCGAGGAAACGUACCUGCCGUGGGCGCCGGGCGCGCUGCUGUGGCCGCAGCUGUGCGCGCUGCUGGCGCCGUGGCUGCGCGCGGGCGCGCGGGGCGGCGCGCGCUGGCGGGACGCCGCGCUGGCCGCCGCCGCCGCCGAGCGCUACGCCGCGCACGAGCGCGCCGCGCGGCAGACGCUCGUCGACUACUUCGAGGGUAAAUGGUAUAUCGAAAACGACCCGAAGAUGUCUGGAAGAUUACUGUCACAGGAAAACAAAUUCUCCGAUGAAUGGUACAAUACCAGAAAGUUCGAUGAACUGCCGUUCCAACAUUAUCAUCUGUUAAAGGAGGAUCCAGAAGCUUUCGCUAAUAAACCUUACUUUACAAAACUGGACUGGAUACACGACAAGCUAGCCGCGACCGACUGCGGCCAUUUCCUCGAAGACAUUGCACUAGUCCACAUCGAUCCACUACCAGAACAUCUAGAGAUUCUGAAGGAGGUCUUCGAAACUCAUUCGUAUGCUCUCGAUUAUGACCAUAGACAAUUCUACGGCCUCCUCCGGACAACAUUGGAAAGAAAACAACGAGAUGGCAUAGAUUUUGAUACUGAUAUCGUCCAAAGUUGGAUGAAGGAAGUCUGGGAACCUCCAGUGCCCACAUUUUAUCCAGCUAAUGAAGAUUUUUGGAAAGUUGUCGAAAAUAGGGAAAAAAGGGAUUUUUCGAUGGUUGAAGGUUUCGACAGUAAGUCAUAUGAUUUGAUUGUCAGAUUCGACACGAGAGGGAAGUUUGUUGCGACGGUGUCUACGGAAAGAGAAGAGAUCUGUGUUUGGGACGUCACACGAUGUAAGUUAGUGAGAAAAAUCGUUGGAGUAACACACCCAAUUAACUUAGUGCCGAUAGACGAAUACAAGUGUGUGGUGCUCUGCCGCAGAGAACUCAGGGUUUACGACUUGGAUCAGGGCAAAUACGUCGUGGCCCUGAAAGGUGUGAUGAAUCAAAAGAUGCCGUAUUACGGCCUUCACGACCCGAAGCAUCUGGUCGCGUUGUCACGGAACCGGAUGUACGUCAACCUGAUGAACAUCGAAACUGGUGACUGCGUGACAACAUUCAAGGCUGGGGAAGACCGAUUCCUCAAUUCCCUGCUAGUGUCCGGCGAUGGAAGAAUAUUAGUCUGCGGUGAUGAAACACAGAAGCCAUUCCCACUACUGGUAUGGUCUCUGACCUCAAGGAAGCUGCUGUAUGACCUUCGGAUACCUCAUCAUGAUUUCAUUACCUCCAAAGCAGCUAUUACAUAUGAAGGUUCGUACGUGUGUGUUGUAUCACGUGAGCUCGACGAACCUAGCCCUAACUUCAUCGUCGUGUACGACCUGCAGUCAGGGACGUUGUUCAAGAAGUGGAAACCCGGGUGUGACACCGUGGCUCUCGCAAUCAGCUCUGUGGACGGCUGCGUGGUAUCCGGACUUGCUGAUACGAGAAUCUUGGUCUGGGAUUUAGUUACGGGUAACUGCCGGCUGAGCCUGCGCGGCCACGUGUCGGCGCCCGGCCUGCUGCGCCUGUCGCGCGCGGGCGGCGUGCUGCUGUCGGCCGACCGCGCCGGCCGCGACCUGUCCGUGCGCCUGUGGGACCUGCACGCCGGUAAGCUGAUAGCUGUAUACACACCGCCCGAAAGAAUAACAUCGUGUGAAGUUCUUUUGGGAGGAUCAGUUUUGGCGCUGGCUUUAGAAAAUUACAAGGAUAUCCUCUGUGUGAAAUUGUACGGCCCGACAGUGGAAUCCGUUAAGAACGGUAAAGAAUGUGAGUUCGACGAAACCGGUUACGGGCAUCCGGAACACGAGGGUAAAACGUUCGACGUCCGGGGAAUGGAGUGCACUUGAUCAAGACCAGAUUAUACAUCAAAACUCGUUAGCAAUAAUAUGUGGUUACGUGUAAUAAAUAUAAAAAAUAUUAACAUGUUUCAUGCAACAAACAUUACAUUAAAAUUUUAAUGUACGGUUAUUACAAUUUUAAUGUUGAUAUAUUAAUUAAUUUACAUAAUUGUGUGCUGGUCACACUAACGUUUUCUUUUAAGGGGCAGGCCUCAAAGUUUUUUUAAGUGUAUUUACUAGCGCGUAUGCUGUGAAUGCACAAAGUAAUUGUUUUAAUUUUUAGUCCCUCAUUUUUAAUAUUUUUUCGAAUAAAAAACAAUACACAAAAAUUGCUUAGUCUCUUUGCGCUCGUUGUUAAGUUUUAUAUAAUUGUAAAAACUUUUAGUUUUAUCUUUUAAACUUGAAGACAAAAUAUUUUUCUAAUAAAGACAUUCAUUCAUAAUUAUGUUGACAAAAAAAAUGGCUUUUCUCACGUGUGUCGCUAACUUUAUAACAUUUUAAUGCCGAUAAAUAACUGGUAAUUACAUGGACGAUUCUCAUUAACCAUUAAUGAAUCGUUAUCUAUCAAUAAGAACGUCGUCAAUCACGUGAGGAAAUUAACUUAUUUUAAAUCAACUUGCUCAAUUAUUUUUAUUUGGUUUUGAGGCCUAGAGGGUACAAAAUAAUUAAGUGUUGAUCACUGACCGAUUUUCCUAACCCUGCGUGUUAUGUUUUUUAAAUAGCUGCAUAUAUUAAAUAAUAUUGACACCAUAGCUUACUAGUAAUAAAUAUAUUUCUUUGAUUCAUUAUGUUCAUAUUAUAGUCAGCACGUACAAUACCCUUAAAGAACAGCACAAAAUGAAGAUUUAAAAAAAAUGAGUAGAAGCUUACCAACUCAAAUGACAGAUGUUAAAAAACUGACAACAAGUCAAUUCUAGGUAAGGUUACAAGAUGAAUUUAAAUAAGUCCAUAAAGAGUGACUUAUUGACUUGCUAAUUAACGUUUUAAUUAUACGAGUUAACAGAACAACACGCAGGGACUAUUAGGAUUUUUACUGCCACAUUAAAAUGUAAGAAAAGUAAUAUAACUAACCAGAAUUGGAAUAUUUGCGCCCAACUAAGUUAUCAAUACUAAGUAAUUAAAUAAAAAAAAACAUUAAUGUUUUUGAUCUAUUACGCUUAUUAAUUAAAUUAUAAUAAUAACUAUUAAUUGUAUUUAGUGAAUUCUCUGUAACGUUUAAUAGAAUUAAAUACGAUAAAUUAUAAGCGAUGGAGAUGUACGUCAUUCAUUAUUGCAUUAAUUUAUUCGCUAUGGUUCGGACACACUAGCUUAAUCUCCAUACGUAAUAUCAUGCAAAAUAACUGACGUCGAUAUUCCUAGCUAUUAACAGCUGGUCUGUCCGAAGCUUAACACUUAUCCAUUUCAUACCUUAGAUUUUUUAUCUGUAUUCUUAGUGUUACAAUAUUAAUAAAAAUCCAGUCAAAUGUUUCAAAUUAAAAUAUAUCCCUAAUUUUAUUAUUAUACAAUUAAUCAUAAUUACGCUAAAUUUUAUUGAAACUUUAUUAAAUGUGUAUGUGUGUCACUAUUUAUACUUAAUUUUCAUAUUUAAAUAAAUAGGAGACCAGGUUACUCUUGACUUUGUUUCUCGAAAUUUAAUAUUAAAAAGUUUUCACUUACCUUGUAUUGUCUAAUAACUAUUUUUUUUAUAAAAUGUAUUUAACUUAUACGACAAGUCUAAUUUGUUUAGAUAGUUGAUUUAAUGAAUUAAAACUUAAUAUCGUUAUAAAAAAAAUACGUUUUAAUUAUGUACAUUUUGACUAAGAAAGUCGGGGUUAAUUUAAAAACAAAUAUAGUACUGCAGAACCAUUUACAGUAUCGAAAAAGGUAAAUGUAUUAAUUUCCCAGAAGCUGGUGGCCAUAACAGCCUUGUUUUAUAUUUUGCUACGCUUUGUGAACAAAGUACAAAAAUAAUUGAUGACUUUGAUUUUUAGGUUCUGCAAGUUUGCUGAAUGUCGCGUGAACAGAACAUGCACAAAUAAUUUAACUAUAAUUUAUACUAGUAGUAGAGGUAACGAGGACUCUCCUUGUAAAGAAAGUGUCCCUAAAGUCGAGUUAAAAAUUUAAAAUGGCGUAAUAGUAUUACAGUAGAACAAAACAAACGGAGGAAAUGCAUAUGUAUAUACGGAGAAAUAUAAACAUCAACCAUGUCUUGUUAGAAUGAAAAUUGUUUAUUGAUUAACUGUUUAUCAAAAACCAAUUCAUACAAAGAGUAAGUUUUUAUAAAAUUUAUUUUAUUGGUAAAUCGACAAAUUUUGAUCGUAUCGUUUACUAGCGCCAUUACAUUCAUAUACAGAACUAUUAUACUACACAUAUGUGGACACUUUUACGAGCAAUGAUGACCUUUAAAGUUACCUCAACCCUUCAUUAUUUAGACGAUUGUGAUUUUUUAUUGCCUCACUCUCGCUGCCAUAUUAACAUAUUUUAAAUAACUUUUAGUCUUAUUAUACGUUGUUAAAUAUUAACUUUAUGAUUAUAUUUUAUUUUUAACACAAAUAUAUUCGUGAAAACUCUUUCCUCCUGUAUCAAGACCAAUCAUAGAUAUUUUUUUUUGAAUAAUAUAGCAUUUUCCUAGUUACCUUUACAAUUAUUUAUAAUUAAAUAUAACGAUUAAAUCAAUUCGAACGUGUCAUUUAAACGUGAAUUAUUCUUUCUUCCAAAUUUUUAAAUUGAAAAUUGAUGUGUGUGUAUUUUUUAUUAUAAUUUUAAGAUCGCACAGCCUAUUCCUUCAUAAUUUUUUAUCUAGAAUAUAAGUUUUAGUAUACCCAACAGGCUGGUCCCUGUCUUGAUAUUCUAUGAUUAAGUAUCCUAAUGUUUUAUCGUAAAAAUAUAUUAAACACUAAUUUAAUUGUAAAUCAAUGCGAUGAAGAUAUAAUCAAUUGAAUUGUUAAAUUAUUUAUGUAUUCUGGAAUGAUACGUAUAUAUUGAUGUCCUGAUUAAAUUAUCGUAACAUUA
This is a messenger RNA of Nymphalis io (European peacock), 7212 nucleotides long. RefSeq lists its product as uncharacterized. The record is from RefSeq and is a predicted model, not a curated record. Gene Ontology annotation, molecular function: protein binding. The transcript has 25 exons. NCBI's taxonomy places the organism in Eukaryota, Metazoa, Arthropoda, Insecta, Lepidoptera, Nymphalidae. Bases 175 to 4230 code for a protein of 1351 amino acids.